AUGUGCUCCACUGGAUGUUGCUCUACUGGAUGCUGCUCUGUCGUGAAGAGCAAGACGGUUUGUUGCAGCCAGCCCUGCGCAAAGACCAUCUGCUGUGACCCGUGCCAGCAGUCCUGCUGCUGUGACCCGUGCCAGCAGUCCUGUUGUGACCCAUGCCAGAAGCCUUGCUGUGACCCAUGCCAGCAGUCCUGCUGCAACCCAUGCCAACAGUCCUCCUGCUGUGACCCGUGCCAGCAGUCCUGCUGCAACCCAUGCCAACAGUCCUCCUGCUGUGACCCGUGCCAGCAGUCCUGCUGCAACCCAUGCCAACAAUCCUCCUGCUGUGACCCGUGCCAGCAGUCCUGUUGUGACCCAUGCCAGAAGCCCUGCUGUGACCCGUGCCAGCAGUCUGUCUGCUGUGACCCGUGCCAGCAGUCCUGUUGUGACCCGUGCCAGAAGCCCUGCUGUGACCCAUGCCAGCAGUCCUGCUGCAACCCAUGCCAGCAGUCCUCCUGCUGUGACCCGUGCCAGCAGUCUGUCUGCUGUGACCCAUGCCAGCAGUCCUGCUGCAACCCGUGCCAGCAGUCCUCCUGCUGUGACCCGUGCCAGCAGUCUGUCUGCUGUGACCCGUGCCAGAGGCCCUGCUGCAACCCGUGCCCCCCAGUCUGCUGCACCAAGGUGUGCCAGAAGUCCUGCUGUGGCUGCAGCCCCCGGAUCUGCUGCAGCUGCGGCUGCCGGCCCUGCUGCUGCUGCUCCUACGUGGUGAAGCCUGUCAUGGUGUGUUGCCCCCCUGUGCAGUGCUGCCCCGCCCCGAGGAAGUGCUGCAUCCCCAUCCAGCAGUGCCGUGCUGCCAUCAAGAAGACUUGCUGA
Molecule: messenger RNA, 849 nt
Organism: Apus apus (common swift)
Lineage: Eukaryota; Metazoa; Chordata; Aves; Apodiformes; Apodidae
Product: keratin-associated protein 5-4-like
Exons: 1
Coding region: 1-849 (282 amino acids)
Source: RefSeq, a predicted model, not a curated record